This is a messenger RNA of Chelonoidis abingdonii (Abingdon island giant tortoise), 2465 nucleotides long. It is a transcript of the gene GPR153, whose product is annotated as G protein-coupled receptor 153. The record is from RefSeq and is a predicted model, not a curated record. NCBI's taxonomy places the organism in Eukaryota, Metazoa, Chordata, Testudines, Testudinidae. Gene Ontology annotation, cellular component: membrane. Gene Ontology annotation, biological process: G protein-coupled receptor signaling pathway. Gene Ontology annotation, molecular function: G protein-coupled receptor activity.
CUUUUAACCUGCCAGACCCUCUGUAUUCCUGCAGGUUCCGGAGUCAUUUGGUGUUGGGUCCUCCCCUGCAACGAGCGAUCCCUCCCUAAGGCGCCCUGGAUGGAUUGUACUCUGCUGUAGGAUGUAUUUACUUCCCUCCUUCUUCCUUGUACGUCAUCCACAAGUUGCCUCAUCUGAAGGUGCCUCCAUCCUCCACCAUGAAUGAUGAUCAGAGACUACACAACAAUGCGGUAGCUUGGCUGAUCUGCUCAGGGGUCUCCGUUCUAGCCAACACCUGGGGGAUUCUGAGUGUAAGUGCCAAGCAGAAGAAAUGGAAGCCCCUGGAGUUCCUUAUCUGCACACUGGCUGGGACUCACAUCCUUAACAUAGCCAUCCCCAUUACUAUGUACUCUGUGAUCGAGCUCCGGCGGCAGCGCUCAGACUAUGAAUGGAGUGAAGGCCUCUGCAAGGUCUUUGUCUCCACCUUCUAUACUUUAACCUUGGUCACCUGCUUCUCAGUCACCUCCUUGUCCUACCAUCGGAUGUGGAUGGUCCGCUGGCCAGUCAAUUACAGGUUGAGCAAUACCAAGAAACAAGCUGUUCAUACUGUGAUGGGCAUUUGGAUGGUGUCCUUCAUCCUCUCCACCUUGCCAGCAGUUGGAUGGCAUGACACCACCGAGCGCUUCUACGCCAGGGACUGCCGCUUCAUCGUCACUGAGAUCGGCCUGGGCUUUGGCGUCUGCUUCCUGCUCCUCAUCAGCGGCAGCGUGGCGAUGGGCGUCGUCUGCACCAGCAUCACCCUCUUCCAGACCUUCUCCAUCCAAAUGGGGCACAGCGUCGACAGGAACAAGUUCAACGUGCCUGCCAUCGUGGUGGAGGACGCACAGGGCAAACGGCGCUCGUCCAUCGAUGGCUCCGAGUCCAUCAAGACCUCUCUGCAAAUCACCUACCUGGUCACCGGGAUCGUGUUCAUUUACGAUUUCCUGAUGGGCUUUCCCAUCCUGGUGGUGAGCUUUGCCAGCCUGAAGUCUGACGUGUCCUACAGCUGGAUGGUGUUGUGUGUUCUCUGGUGCUCAGUCAUCCAGUCCCUGCUCCACCCCCUCUUCCUCUGGGCCUGUGAUCGCUACCGAGCAGACAUAAGGUCCAUCUGGGAGAAGUGCGUGGCCAUCAUGUCCAACGACGACGCAGACGAAGAGACCAGCCUGGAUGGUGCAAUUCACACCGACCUGAUGUAUGAGAGGCCUUACGACUAUAACUACGGAGGGGACAUCCUAGCGCUGGAGCACAUUGCCAAGUACGACUUCUCGGCGCUGGAGAGAGGAAUCCCUCAGGUGUAUCCUGUGCGAUCGGUACAGGAGAACAAAAUGCAGUAUCUGCAGGUCCCACCUCUGAGGCGUUAUUCUCACGAUGAAACGGACAUUUGGACUACGGGCCAGAUUUCAGCCUACCUCCAGCGCUGGGGGGCAGGUGAGGAUGUGGCCGGGCUGGCCCACCUCCUCAUCCCGCAGCAUGCACAGAGGAGGAGCAGCCUGACCUCCUACCAUGAGGAGCGGCUUCCCUACUGCAAGCGCCGGAAGUCUGCGGAGAGCGUCAUCUCACUCCAGCCGCUCACCCGUGAGGACCUGUACAAGUGCUUCAGCAAGGAGGAGGUGGUGAACUUCAUUGACGAGAGCCCCCUGCCCAGCCCCAGGAAAAGCCCCAUGCACUCGUCUUCCGUCUCCCUCCUCCCAGAGGCUUUUCUGCCCCAGGCCAGCGUGUGCUCCAACUUCCCUCUGACUGACUUUGAGCGGGAGCCCCAGGUGCUGCGCAGGUUCUCGGCGCAGGGGAAGGGCUGCACCCUCACUGUGCCCAGGGCUCUACGCGCCCAGGAGGACUCCAGAUGCCUCUUUCCCGAGGGAAACAGAGACCCCUGCAGGGGACAAACUCCCUUCGAACUCGGGGAGGCCCAGGCACUAGACAGCUGCCCAGCAAGCAGCAGCUGCUCUGAGUCAGGGAGAUUUCGGACGAGUUUGAGCAUCUCCUGGGGGGAGCAGGAAAACCUACAGAAAGGUGGGAGCAAAGGUAGCAGCACUAGCUUUUUAAGCUCCCGUUCUGCUUCAUCUGGGUAUAUAACAUUUCAUUCCGACUCCAUUGGCUCGGCCUCCUAGGAGCAGGUGUGCUGGACCCCAAUGCCACUCUGCCGUGUGUGUUGGUUUUCUAUGGCUUUCCUUACAUCCUUCAAAGAGGUGGUCUUGGUUUAGUAAUGGGAGCUGGGCAAAGCACCAAAGAAAUCCGAUGUUUUCUCAUGCAUAAAAAAAGGGAAGCAGAGAGACUUGCUAGAGGAAUGUCUGAUCUGAGGACGGUGUAAAAAUGUUUGAAAUUCCUACUCAGGUGGACAAAACCACAGCACGGUCCUUCCAAACCCUUUCUGUGUGUGGAUGGCAGAGGGGAUCGGAGCAGGUGCUGCAGCCAGGGGCGGCUCCAGGCUCCAGCACGCCAAGUGCGUG